AUGGACAAUAGAAGUUACUCGACUCUGCCAGACAAACUGUCUGUCUUCUCUGAUCCGGCCCACUUGCCCCUGACCAGGUCCUUCUAUCUGGACCCCAUGGUCACUUUCCACCUGUACCCCGAGGCCCCAGUGCCAAGCCCCUACUCUGAGGAGCUGCCGUUGCUGUCCUUCCCCAGUGACUCCCUGCUCAUGGACACUUACGGUGACCAGUGUCCCUACCCCUUCCCGAUGCCUUACCCGAGUUACAGAAGGUGUGACUACUCCUACGGGCCAGCCUUCAUCCGGAAAAGGAACGAGCGGGAGAGGCAGCGGGUGAAGUGCGUCAACGAAGGCUACGCCCAGCUGCGACACCACCUGCCGGAGGAGUAUCUGGAGAAACGCCUGAGCAAGGUGGAAACCCUCAGAGCCGCCAUUAAGUACAUCAAUUACCUGCAGUCUCUUCUGUACCCUAAAGAGGCUGAGACCAAGAAUAACCCUGGGAAAUCUCCCACCAGCGUUGUCAACCCCAACCGUCACACAGACCCCAUUUUUAGAAUCAUUUGA
This is a messenger RNA of Sorex fumeus (smoky shrew), 543 nucleotides long. RefSeq names its product achaete-scute family bHLH transcription factor 3 (gene ASCL3). Gene Ontology annotation, molecular function: protein dimerization activity; DNA-binding transcription factor activity, RNA polymerase II-specific; RNA polymerase II transcription regulatory region sequence-specific DNA binding. The transcript has a single exon. The coding region runs from base 1 to 543 and encodes 180 amino acids. Gene Ontology annotation, biological process: developmental process; regulation of transcription by RNA polymerase II. The record is from RefSeq and is a predicted model, not a curated record. NCBI's taxonomy places the organism in Eukaryota, Metazoa, Chordata, Mammalia, Eulipotyphla, Soricidae.